Molecule: messenger RNA, 1090 nt
Organism: Protobothrops mucrosquamatus (brown spotted pit viper)
Lineage: Eukaryota; Metazoa; Chordata; Lepidosauria; Squamata; Viperidae
Gene: TST
Product: thiosulfate sulfurtransferase
Exons: 2
Coding region: 31-924 (297 amino acids)
Biological process (GO): transsulfuration
Cellular component (GO): mitochondrion
Molecular function (GO): thiosulfate-cyanide sulfurtransferase activity
Source: RefSeq, a predicted model, not a curated record
AGUUCACCCAUCAAGAAAGCUUUCCUUAACAUGGUGCAGCAAGCUUUGUACAGAGGUUUGGUCUCCACUAAAUGGCUGGCAGAAGCUGUCCGAGCCAAAAAGAUUGGCCCUGAGUUGCGGGUGCUGGAUGCUUCCUGGUAUGAACCUGGAACAAGAAAUGCCCAGAAAGAAUUCCAAGAACAGCACGUGCCUGGAGCUUCUUUUUUUGAUAUUGAAGAAUGCAAAGACAAGUCAUCGCCUUAUGAGCUUAUGCUGCCCAGUGAGAAACACUUUGCUGAUUAUGUUGGCCACUUGGGCAUUGGGAAUGAUACACAUGUAGUUGUGUAUGAUGGAGACAACCUGGGCACCUUCUAUGCACCACGCGCAUGGUGGAUGUUCCGAGUCUUUGGGCAUCGAACUGUUUCAGUGCUGAAUGGGGGCUUCAAAAACUGGCUGAAGGAGAGUCACCCAGUGACAUCAGAGAUCACCCGACCAGAGCCAUCUGCCUUUAAAGCUACUCUUAACAGGUCUCUUCUGAAGACCUAUGAAGACAUGGUGGAGAACAUGGAAUCCAAGCGGUUUCAGGUAGUGGAUGCCAGAUCUGAAGGACGAUUCCGAGGAACAGAACCUGAGCCAGGAAAGGAAGGGAUAGAACCAGGUCACAUUCCAGGCACCAUAAAUAUGCCUUUCUUCAACUUCUUGACUGAGGAAGGAUUUGAGAAACCCCAAGAAGAAAUCCAGAGCAUGUUCCAGGAGAAGAAAGUGGACCUUUCAGAGCCAUUGAUUGCCACAUGUCGCAAGGGGAUUACAGCCUGCCAUAUUGCCUUGGCAGCAUAUCUCUGUGGUAAACCAGAUGUGGCCAUCUAUGAUGGAUCCUGGUCAGAGUGGUUUCGUCGUGCCCCUCCUGAGUAUAAAAUGUCUGAAUGGAAUCGCCAUAAGGCAUAAUAACUCAAUUUUCUGUGAAGCAUAGUUCAUAAUACUUUCUAAGCAUGAUGAAAACAUAGGAAAAUAGAUUCCUAUUCUUCUAUAAUUUUCUCAUUUUCUAAUCCAUGGUUGCUGCUUGUUUUUGCAAACUGGUAAUUAAAUAAAAUUGAAUCUCGGGUCAAGUACC